CUCAUACAAUAUAUUAGAUGAAAACUUAAAAUGAAGCUAUUUUUCAACCUGUCAUGUUAAUCAUUUGAACACCUCAACCGCAGCAUGGUUUAAACAAAUAUGUCACGACUCUAUGGUCACGAGAAGCCCAAUUCCGUCAAUCGCCACCAGCGAGCGUGAAGCAGUUGCGAAUCAAAUACAGCGAAGAAUAUUUGUCUUUUCGCCGCCGGCCGAAAUGGAGGCACCACUUUCCCCGAAUUGGUUGAAAUUCUGUUGCCAUGGCUUCUUUCUCGGCUUCUCUCCUGCAGCCCCAACAUCCGACGCCGGCGAAAUCCUCCGACGUUUCGCUACAGUCGCCGCUGCUGUACCGCACGAAUCUCCCCUUUCGGAGCCUUGAUGGGUUUCGAUUCCUGCGAAAUGGGUCGGUCAGCACAAACAGAAUCGACGCAUUUACUCAUCGAGCUCAGGCUGUGAUUGAUUCCGGUGUGGAAAUUUCUGAUGUUCCGAUUCUCACUGCUUCGGAGGUGGUUGAGAGACUGAGAUCAAGCAGAGAGAAUAGCAAAGGGAAGCAGGAGUUCCUGGCAAUGUACUCUAGCGUUGUUGGUGGAAUAACAACUGAUCCAGCAGCUAUGGUUAUACCAAUGGAUGACCAUAUGGUCCAUAGGGGCCAUGGCGUCUUUGACACUGCUGCGAUCAUGGAUGGGCACCUGUAUGAGCUGGACCAACAUCUUGACCGCAUUCUAAGAUCAGCAUCCAUGGCAAAGAUCACUCUUCCAUUUGACAGGGAGACCAUAAGAAACAUACUAAUACAAACAGUGAGCGCCUCGAGAUGCCAAAAGGGAUCCCUACGGUACUGGCUUUCAGUAGGACCUGGUGACUUCCAACUAUCUCCUUCAUCCGGUUGUCAUCAGCCAGCCCUUUAUGCAAUCGUGAUUCAAGACCAAUCCCCCUUCGACUCCAAAGGCGUGAGGGUUGUGACCUCAUCGAUCCCCAUAAAGCCUCCACAAUUCGCCACCAUGAAGAGCGUCAAUUACCUCCCUAACGUGCUCUCGAAGAUGGAAGCUGAGGAGAAAGGCGCAUUUGCUGCUAUUUGGCUGGAUGAGGAUGGGUUCAUAGCUGAAGGUCCUAACAUGAAUGUAGGGUUUGUCACCAAAGAGAAAGAGCUUUUGAUGCCGCGGUUUGACAAGAUCUUGAGUGGCUGCACUGCUAAGAGAGUGCUGACACUAGCUGAAGGGCUGGUGAGAGAGGGGAAGCUUGGAAGUGUAACUGUGAGGGAUGUGAGCGUUGAAGAAGGGAAGCAAGCUGAUGAGAUGAUGCUCAUCGGGAGUGGGAUCCUCGUUCGCCCUGUUGUCCAGUGGGAUGAACAAGUCAUAGGUGAUGGAAAAGAAGGUCCCAUAUCUCAGGCGCUACUGAAUUUGAUACUUGAUGACAUGAAAUCCGGGCCGCCUACUGUUCGAGUUGCAGUUCCUUGACUGUGAUGCUGGAGCUGCCUUGAUCCAGAAGGUAUUUGCAAGAGGCAAUAAGUUCCUGUGUUGCCACUUGCCAUGUAAGUUGGAAAAUGAAAGCCAGCUCUCUCUCAUACAGCAGCAAGUGGAGAAUCUAGUCAGAGGCAACCGGCCUUGGAAUUUUCUCUCCUUCCUUUAUUUCACCUUUUUUCAAGCUUUCCUCUUGUUUGAUACUGGUAAACAGUGAGCCAUUAUGCAUUUGGGCGGUGCUUUAAGUAAGAUAAGAUAUAUAUACAUAUGAUGAUAUCAUCGCCAGACAAAAGACUGAACAUGUGUGAUAUGAACCUAGGCAAUGAUGUGGAUUUGGGUCAACGGAUGGAUGCCUGCUCUCGGCCCUUGGACUUUAUUAAAAUCUCGUAUUGCAUAUUUGGUUGUUGUAAUGUUUAAGAACAUCAAUCAUUAUCAAAAGAUUGUCGAUCUUGACGUCUAGAAUAUAACGAGGU
Linum tenue is the source of this 1927-nucleotide messenger RNA. The record is from the annotation of a GenBank genome assembly. Lineage: Eukaryota; Viridiplantae; Streptophyta; Magnoliopsida; Malpighiales; Linaceae.